CACUGAACCGUUCGCCAGCUCCCCCCUCUUUGUAUAUUUUGAAAGGGUCCCCCUUCCUCUCCCCUCCCCGGCCUCCUGAAGCGGCUUCCAAAUGAGAAGCAGCCUUUUAUACACGGCCCUGCCCCAGCCGCCGUCCCCCAGCGGCUUCUCCGCUUACAGAAUAGAGCAGAAAGCCCCUUUGUGAUGGGCGGGGGGUGGCGGGGGGGCGAGGGGCCCCGGCGGGCACUGCCUGGGUCACCCCCAUACGGACACGGGGACGUGGGGACAGCUCGUGUGUCACCCUGACACAGACACGGGGACACCUCCUGUGUUACCCCGACACGGACAUGGGGACACUUCAUGUGUCACCCCGACAUGGACAAGGGGACACCCCUUGUGUUACUGCAGUGCAGACGCAGGGACACGAGGACUCCUCAUUUGUCACCCUGACAUGGACAUGGGGACACCUGGUGUGUCACCCUAACACGGACGUGAGGACAUUUAGCGUGUCACCCCAACGUGGAUGUGGGGACACAGAGAUGCCUCAUGUCACCCCAGUGUGGAUGUGGGGACACAGGGAUGCCUCAUGUCACCCCAAUAUGGACAUGGGGCACCCUGACUCAGGCAUAAGGAGACCUCCUGUGUCACCUUGCCAUGGACAUGGGGACAGCUCACUUGUCACCCCGACAUGGACAGGGGGACACCUUUUGUGUUACCCCAAUAUAGACAUGGGGACACAUCCUGUGUCACUCUGACACGGACAAGGGGACACAUCCUGUGUCACCUCCACAUGGACAUGGGGACACCUGUGUCACCCUGACAUGGAUGCAGAGACAGCUCGUGUGUCAUGCCAACAUGGAUGUGGGGACACAGGGAUGCCUCAUGUCUCCCCAUACCUGCAGAUGAAGUGGCCACUGCUGGAUGUGCCGGCCGGGGCCACGCUGAAGGACAGCCGCUCACCAUCACCUGCACACUUGUCCAACAAGGUCCCAGUGGUGCAGCACGCACCCCACAUGCACCCGCUGACGCCGCUCAUCACCUACAGCAACGACCACUUCUCACCCGGCUCACCACCCGCGCACCUCUCGCCUGACAUCGACCCCAAAACGGGGAUCCCGCGCCCGCCGCACCCACCCGAGCUGCCCCCCUACUACCCGCUGUCGCCAGGAGCCGUGGGCCAAAUCCCGCACCCUCUGGGCUGGCUCGUGCCGCAGCAAGGACAGCCCGUGUACUCCAUACCCCCUGGCGGCUUUCGGCACCCCUACCCUGCCCUCGCCAUGAACGCCUCCAUGUCCAGCCUGAUGUCCAGCCGCUUCUCCCCGCACAUGGUCCCACCACCCACCCACGGGCUGCACCCCUCGGGCAUCCCGCACCCCACCAUCGUCUCGCCCAUCGUGAAGCAGGAGCCGGCGCAGCCCAGCGCCAGCCCCGGCAGCACCUCGAAAUCCCCCAUCACAGUGAAGAAGGAGGAAGAGAAGAAGCCCCACAUCAAGAAGCCGCUCAACGCUUUCAUGUUGUACAUGAAGGAGAUGAGGGCCAAGGUGGUGGCCGAGUGCACGCUGAAGGAGAGCGCGGCCAUCAACCAGAUCCUGGGCCGGCGGUGGCACUCCCUGUCGCGCGAGGAGCAGGCCAAGUACUACGAGCUGGCACGGAAGGAGCGGCAGCUGCACUCGCAGCUCUACCCCACGUGGUCGGCCCGCGACAACUAUGGCAAGAAAAAGAAGAGGAAGCGAGAGAAGCUGGCCCAGCAGCAAAGCCAUGAAGCAGAGAGCGCGCUGCCCUCCAGGAGCAAGAAGCCGUGCGCCCCGCACCACCUGCCUCCCGACAAGCCCUGCGACAGCCCGGCCUCGUCCCACGGCAGCAUGCUGGAUUCGCCUGCCACGCCGUCAGCCGCCCUGGCCUCCCCGGCUGCGCCCGCCGCCACGCACUCGGAGCAGGCGCAGCCGCUGUCGCUCACCACCAAGCCAGAGGCCAGGGCUCAGCUCGCCUUCCUCUCCAGCAAAACCUCCUCCUCCUCCUCCUCCUCCUCCUCCUCUUCCUCCUCCCUGGGCUCCCCCCCGUCGCUGCUGCCCAGGCCCAUUGCCUUCCCCUCGCUGCUGCUCGCCUCGCCGCCCGCCCCGCAGCAGACACAGCCGCUCGCGCUGGUCACCAAGCCGGCCGACUGAGGGGGGGCGGGUUGAGCCCCCCGCCCGCUGUGCAUCGCAGACGCCACAAUCACGACUCCCAACGCAGCCAAACCAUUAUUGGUCAAUAUUUGACCCUUUCUGAACUGUUUUUUUUUUUUUUUUUUUUUGUCUUUUGGGAAGCAGACUCCGGAGGAAGAGGUGCUUUCCCUUACCAGCAGUCGACCUAAAGACU
This is a messenger RNA of Numida meleagris (helmeted guineafowl), 2337 nucleotides long. RefSeq names its product transcription factor 7 like 1 (gene TCF7L1). The record is from RefSeq and is a predicted model, not a curated record. Gene Ontology annotation, molecular function: DNA-binding transcription factor activity, RNA polymerase II-specific; RNA polymerase II cis-regulatory region sequence-specific DNA binding. The transcript has 10 exons. NCBI's taxonomy places the organism in Eukaryota, Metazoa, Chordata, Aves, Galliformes, Numididae. Bases 801 to 2144 code for a protein of 447 amino acids. Gene Ontology annotation, cellular component: beta-catenin-TCF complex. Gene Ontology annotation, biological process: canonical Wnt signaling pathway; regulation of transcription by RNA polymerase II.